AUGAAACCUCCAAAGGCGGUAACGACGACGACGGAGGAACAAAUCUUGCGGAAACAGCCGCCGUCGCCUCCUCCACAGCCACCACGAGUUGAGUCCAUGCUCCAAUGGUGGCGGAGAUGGACGGUUUUGGUGGCAGCAAUCUGGAUUCAAGCAUUCACGGGGACAAACUUCGAUUUCUCGGCCUACUCCUCCGACAUGAAAUCGUCGAUGGGUGUUUCUCAAUCGCGGCUGAAUUACAUGGCGGUGGCUUCAGACUUGGGUAAAGCAUUGGGUUGGUCUUCGGGCUUCGCGAUUGCGUACUUCCCUGUCCCCGCCGUCCUUUUCGCCGCCGCCGCAAUGGGACUCGUGGGUUACGGCGUCCAGUGGCUAUCCAUCGCCGAUGUAAUCGAUCCUCCAUACUCUCUGGUUCUGGUCUGCUGCUCGUUAGCCGGGCUGAGCAUCUGCUGGUUCAACACCGUCUGCUUCAUCCUCUGCGUUCGACACUUCGACUCCAACCACUCGCUCGCGCUCUCUCUAGUCGUGAGUUUCAAUGGGAUCAGUGCUGCGCUUUACACGCUUGGCCACGAAGCAAUCGGUGGGAAAUCAUCAGCAAGCUCUGACAUUUACCUUCUCCUCAACUCUCUUAUCCCUUUAAUCGUCUCUGUUUUGGCGCUCUGGCCUGUCCUUACUGACCCUAACUCCUCCGAACCGCAUGACACCAGUCGAACCCGUGACGAAACCCGAAUCUUCAUCGUCUUCAAUGCCUUGGCCUUAAUCACAUGCUUUUACCUCAUCUUGCCUUCCUCUGACACCUACUUAGCUUCCUCACCUCGUUGGCAUUUCCUCGGAGCCAUUCUCCUUCUCCUUUUCCCAUUGUGCGUCCCGUUUCUCGACUACAUCCACCGUGCUCUCCAGUCCUGUUUCCACCACCGCAGCUCGGGCUAUGCGGUGGUUAACAUAGAGGAGCCCAAGAUCCUUAAAAACGUGACCUUCAAACUUGAGGAGGAAUACUGCGAUAAACUGAGGCUAGGAGAUGAACAUUCUCUGGGAAUGCUGGUUCGUAGGCUGGAGUUCUGGCUAUACUACAUUGCCUAUUUCUGCGGGGGAACCAUCGGUCUUGUUUACAGCAACAAUUUAGGACAGAUCGCUCAGUCUCUUGGACAGAGCAGCUCAGACUCUAAAUCCUUAGUCACACUCUUCUCUGCCUUCUCCUUUUUGGGAAGAUUGCUCUCCUCUGCACCUGACUUCACGCGCAAGAAACUAUACUACUUGAGAAGAACAGGCUGGUUCGCAAUUUCGCUACUGCCAACACCUUUGGCAUUCUUCAUCCUCGCUUAUUCAUCCAAGGCGUACCAGACCGCGCUGCUACAGCUUGCGACCGCACUUAUCGGGUUAAGCUUAGGGUUUGUUUUCGCCGCUGCCGUUUCUGUAACUUCUGACCUCUUUGGACGCAACAGUGUUGGUGUUAACCAGAACAUCCUUAUCACUAACAUUCCCAUCGGAUCGCUCUUCUACGGCUACAUGGCCGGGUCUGUCUAUGACACCAAUGCGAGCCUCGGCACCAAAUCUGUCGUCUUGGACUCGGUUGUUUGUGUUGGAAGUAACUGUUACUUCGUAACGUUUUUGUUUUGGGGCUGUUUGUCUGUUUUGGGAUUCGUAUGUAGCUUGUUUCUGUUUAUUAGAACCAGACUGGUUUACCACCGGCUAGAACGAAACAGAAUCUAA
Molecule: messenger RNA, 1704 nt
Organism: Thlaspi arvense
Lineage: Eukaryota; Viridiplantae; Streptophyta; Magnoliopsida; Brassicales; Brassicaceae
Source: the annotation of a GenBank genome assembly